AUGGGUUCCCCUGGUUCGAAGGAGUGGCUAGAGCUGAGCUUGGGAUUGAGAGGCACAAAGAAGAAGCAAGAAGAAGCAAAGAAAGAAGAAGAUGAAAUGAAUUUGGGUGAGGAAGGUGAGGGUAGUAGUUUGAGUUUAAGGCUACAAAUUGGGCCCAAAUGUUUUGAUACCAACAUGGGAAUAAUGGGUUUUAUGAGUACUCAAAACAACCAAAAAUGGGCGUUUCAUAGCCAUUCACUCACCAAUUUUCCCCAUUUUCAUGGCCUUUCUUCACCACCUCCUCCUAACCCUGCUGGCUUGUGGUUCUCCCUACGAUCUUCGCCGAAUAGGAAAGGUGGAGCACCACUGCCUCAGAUACCCAAAGCCUACAUUAGAGUCAAGGAUGAGAAGAUGACAGUGCUAAUGGUGAAGAAGUACCUGCUCACAAAGUUGGGGCUCUCCCAUCAAGCUGAGGUUGAGUUAUGGUGCAUGGGAGAGAGGCUUUUGCAGACCCAAUCACUGAAGCAAGUGAGAGAUGGAGUGUGGCUUCCUAAGUUGGUGGAAUUUGUGAACUCAAACUCAUCCUUAUCAACUUCUACCAUGUUUCAAACUACUUAUCUAAUGUGCUUGCAUUAUGGAACAACAUGUCUCUUCUAA
Molecule: messenger RNA, 636 nt
Organism: Cucurbita moschata (crookneck pumpkin)
Lineage: Eukaryota; Viridiplantae; Streptophyta; Magnoliopsida; Cucurbitales; Cucurbitaceae
Product: protein LAX PANICLE 2-like
Exons: 4
Coding region: 1-636 (211 amino acids)
Biological process (GO): multicellular organism development
Source: RefSeq, a predicted model, not a curated record